GAUUUAUAAUAGAAGUGAACUACUUAAAGAACUCAACUAUUUUGGAAAUUUCAUGAAAAGAACUAGUUUUAGUGAAAAUCAAGAUCUUAAAAGACCAAAGUUAGAAGAAGAAGAUUCUAUGAUGACAGAUCAAGAACAAACAGAAAAGAAAGAACAAUUUUUCGCCCCAGUUGGUGAAGCUGCUCAAGAUAUUGACAAUGAGAACUCAAAUGAUUUCAAUGAUGAAGGUAUCCGUCAAACUGGUGCUGCAGAUGCCGAAGGACAUCCUGUCCAAGAGAUCAAGUCUCUUUGUAUGAACUGUCAUGAUGAAGGUGUUACAAGAUUAUUGCUUACAAGCAUUCCAUACUUUAGAGAAGUCAUUAUUGUUUCAUUUGAAUGUGAACAUUGUGGUUUCAAAAACUCUGAAAUUCAACCAGCAUCAAACAUUCAAGAGAAAGGUUCAAAAUACAUACUGAAAAUUGAGUCUAAAGAAGAUUUUAACAGACAAAUUGUUAAAUCUGAAACUGCUUCAAGUAAAUUUGUUGAAUUAGAUAUUGAAAUUCCACCAAAGAGAGGACAAUUGACAAAUAUUGAAGGUUUGUUAUCAGAAAUGAUUGAUGACUUGAAAUCAGACCAACCAGAAAGAAAGAAAAUUGAUGAAGCCACUUACGAAAAAAUCGAACAAUUUAUCAACAAAGUUCAAUCAACCUUAAAUGCCGAAGAAGGCACUUUACCAUUGACUUUCGAAUUAGAUGAUCCAGCUGGUAACUCCUGGAUCGAGUUUAUUCCAAAUGAAGCCUCUCAUAAAUGGUCCCAUGUUGAAUAUAUCAGAUCAGAUGAACAAAAUGUUCAAAUAGGGUUGAUUACCCCAGAUCAAUUACAGGAAAUCCGUUUGAAAAAAGCUGAAGAAUUAGCUGAAAAAGAUCGUAAUCCAACUUCAACUGGAUUCAUUUCAGAUCAAACAGAUAUUGAAAAUUUUGAAAAUGAAGUCCAAACUUUUUCAGCAACUUGUCCAACUUGUUAUGCCCCAUGUGAAACGCAUAUGAAAGUUGUCAAUAUUCCUCAUUUCAAAGAUGUCAUUAUUAUGAGUACUGUUUGUGAUAAAUGUGGUUAUAAAUCAAAUGAAGUUAAAACUGGUGGUGCUAUCCCAGAAAAAGGUCGUCGUAUUAUUUUGAAAGUUGAUGAUCCAGAAGAUUUAGCCAGAGAUAUUUUGAAAUCAGAGACAUGUGGCUUAAGCAUACCAGAAUUGAACUUGGAAUUGAAUCCAGGUACUCUUGGUGGUCGUUUCACAACCAUUGAAGGUUUAUUGACUCAAGUUUAUGAAGAAUUACAUAGCAGAGUUUUCACUCAAACUUCUGAUUCUAUGGAUGAAGAAAGUAAAACUCGUUGGAGUGGAUUUUUUGAAAACUUACAAUCUGCUAUUGAUGGUAAGAAAAAAUUCACUGUCAAAAUGGAAGAUCCUCUAGCUGGUUCAUACAUUCAAAAUGUUUAUGCUCCAGAUGAUGAUCCAAAUAUGACAUUUGAAGAUUUCGAAAGAACUUUCCAACAAAAUGAAGACCUAGGUUUAAACGAUAUGGACGCUUAG
Molecule: messenger RNA, 1564 nt
Organism: Hansenula anomala
Lineage: Eukaryota; Fungi; Ascomycota; Saccharomycetes; Phaffomycetales; Wickerhamomycetaceae
Gene: ZPR1
Product: zinc finger-containing protein ZPR1
Exons: 1
Coding region: 53-1564 (503 amino acids)
Cellular component (GO): cytoplasm; nucleus
Molecular function (GO): zinc ion binding
Source: RefSeq, a predicted model, not a curated record